AUGUAUAUCGCGAAUCAUCUCAGUUUACCAUUAUUGGCCGGCGUCUUUCUCGUCGGCACAGUCCUCUAUGCCUUGGUCAACGCCUUCAAGUCUCCUCUCCGCGGCUUACCUGGGCCCUGGUACACUCAUUUCACUCACCUCGUCCUCAAACGGCAGAUUCUCGCUGGCAACCGCGUUCAUUACAUUCACUUACUGCACCAGCGCUAUGGGCCAGUCGUCCGCGUUUCGCCAGGUGAGGUUGCAGUAAGCGACCUGGAAGCGUUCUCCAAAAUUCACAAGAUUGGUUCUGGCUUUCUCAAGUCUGCCUGGUACGAUGGCGUGGUUCCGGACCGAGAACCGGGCAUCUUUGACAUGAGAGAUCCUCAUCAGCAUGCUGCUAGAAGACGAUUGUUUGCUCGUGCUUUCAGUGUCAGCUCGUUAUUAGCCAAUUGGGAGUCGGAAAUCCGACACAAGACUGAGCUUGCAGUGAGCAACAUCAAGCGAGAUGCUCAAAGUACUGGGGCGGAUGUGUUUAAGUGGUGGACUCUUAUGGCGACAGAUGUGAUCGCUCAUCUUUCAUUUGGAGAAUCAUUUCGAAUGCUGGAGCUGGGCAAGCAAACUCCCUACAUUGAUGCAGUCCAGUCCGCGCUUCUUGUGAGCGGCAUCCGAGCCGAACUGUCAUGGGUUUAUCCAAUUCUUCGGCGUCUGCCCUUUCCAGGUUUGAAGAAGUUCCUCAGUGCCGACAGCGUUGUCUUUGAGCACGGUUCCAUAGCUGUGCGAAAUAUGCAGAGCGCAGGGGACGGCCUCAGCAAGGCGAAUCUGUUUAGCCAAAUGCUGGCCGAGUCUGACAGUCAGGAAAAGACGAAUCUCUCCACAUCAAGCGUGCAGCAAGAAGCGAGCAAUCUCAUCGUCGCUGGAUCAGACACAACGGCUGUGACCUUGACGUAUCUCGUCUGGGCCGUUCUCAAGCAGCCCCAGCUUCAAGCUGAACUGGAACGUGAGAUUUCAGAGCUCAGUGAUGAGCUGACCUUUGAAGAGCUCAAGAGUGCUCCACUCCUCAACAGUGUGAUUGAAGAGACACUUCGCCUGUAUGGCGCAGCUCCUGGUGCUCUUCCGCGUGUCGUGCCUGGCAAGGGUCUUGAUGUUUGCGGUCAUUACAUCCCUCCCGGUACUGUUGUCAGCACCCAAGCGUUCACACUGCACCGCAACGGAAACAUCUUUGACGAUGCACAGAGGUUCAAUGGCUAUCGUUUCAUGGACAAAUCAACGCUGACAGCGGCACAAAAGACCGCCUUUUCUCCAUUCGGCGCUGGAUCACGAAUUUGUAUCGGUCUACACUUGGCUUGGAUGGAGUUGCGACUUGGUGCCGCGCUAUUCUUCCGUGAAUGCCGUGGCGCUACGCUAAGUCCUGAGAUGACUGAUGCAAUGAUGGAGAUGGAGAACAGGUUCUUGAUUGCGCCCAAAGGUCACAAAUGCAUUGUCAAGUUGUGA
This is a messenger RNA of Fusarium odoratissimum NRRL 54006, 1470 nucleotides long. RefSeq lists its product as uncharacterized. The record is from RefSeq and is a predicted model, not a curated record. The coding region runs from base 1 to 1470 and encodes 489 amino acids. The transcript is spliced from 3 exons. Gene Ontology annotation, molecular function: oxidoreductase activity, acting on paired donors, with incorporation or reduction of molecular oxygen; monooxygenase activity; iron ion binding. Lineage: Eukaryota; Fungi; Ascomycota; Sordariomycetes; Hypocreales; Nectriaceae.